AUGUCUUUUAAAACAAGUAUAUACUUACCUCUAAACAAGCAUUAAUAAAUAUAAAAGCGACACUAAAAUAACAUAGGUAAAAACAAGCUAGUCUAAGAAUCAUACUUAAAAGGAAAUUUUAUUUUUUACAAACAAGAAAACUAUUUUUCUCCAACUCUAGAAUAACUUAUUAAAGUAUUAUUAUAAAGUUGUAUAAAAAAAAUAUCCUACUGCACAAAAAAGAGACUCUAAAUACCACUUUAUUCUAAUGUUUGUAAUACACCCCAUGAACAAGUUGAAUUCUCUUAACAAACCCAUACUUUAUAAUUAUUAUAGAUUAACAAUAUUGAUGAUGAUGAGUUUUAAAUAAAUUUUACAGUAUUAGGUCUGAAUGAAAAGUAUGCAAGCGUAUAUUGUUCAAUUGAACAAAAUUAGGUUAAAGGAACAGUACAGAUCUCUUUUUAAAAAAUACAAGUUAAUUUGACAAUUAUGAGUUAGGAUUCGGAUAAUAUAAAAAUCUGUUUAGAUGUAUUACUGAGUAACAUACUGUCAACUUUAAACAUUAAAGGUUAAAGCAUUAAUUUCUUCGCACUAUUAGACCCUAUUAAAGAUAAAAUAGAUAGUUAAUUAUAAUAAUCCAAAAUAAUCAGUCUUCUAGUAGAUUCUUAAUAAAGAAUGGUUUUAACUGAGAAAUUAUGCAAGUUAUUCACUAAGCAACUACUAACAAUUUCCACUUUAUCACAACGAAAUUAACAAUAACACAAUUUAGAUUUUUAUGUAAUGAAAAAACUAUUGUCUGUUAUUGGGACAAACAUAUCAGUAUCAGUGGGUAAAAUCCUUUACACGUAUGUUAAUUUUAUCAAAUCUAAGGGAGUUUGUAAUUUGUUCAUAGUUUAGUUUGUUUAUUAUAAUAAUACUUAAUGCAUUUAAAUUUUAGCUUUUCAAUAAUUGGUUUAUUUAUAUAUUAGGUUAUUUUUAUAUGCUUUUUAUAAAAUUAUCUCACUUAUUAUAUAUAUCUAUAUUUCGUUCGCCUAAAAUAAAGGGAUUUUAAUAAAGUAAUAUUAAAUUAUUGAAAUCAUAUUUUAACUAAAAUACAGGGAAAUUUAAUAUUAUAUAUUAGAAACAUCGAAAAUACUUUUCGCCUAGAAUACAGGGAAAUUUAAUAUUAUAUUAUAAUCAUUGAAACAAAAUUUUCGCCUAAAAUACAGGGAAAUUGAAUAUUAUAUAAUAGAAGCAUUGAAAAUAGGUUUCGCCUAAAAUACAGGGAAAUUGAAUUAAUUUUUUAUAAUUUUUAAUUAUGUUACAGAAAUUUAAAAAUGA
Paramecium primaurelia is the source of this 1299-nucleotide messenger RNA. NCBI's taxonomy places the organism in Eukaryota, Ciliophora, Oligohymenophorea, Peniculida, Parameciidae. The record is from the annotation of a GenBank genome assembly.